AUGAACUGGGUAUUACUAAAUAAGUUACAUUUGGACUCAUUUCACUUGUUUAUGCUAUCCGUGAACACAAUCAUCCAAUUGGUAGCUCUCAUAUCAAACGUGAUAAGCAUUCGGAUUAUAUUUCUGAUGGAUAGACAUCGGGUGAAAAGGGCCCGACUCUUGAUGACAAACAUCGCCUGUUCUGAUAUUGUGUUGAUUUUAUUAAAAUUACGAUUUCUUGUCCUACCCUUCAUCGUAGCCGACAGUCCUCUCCUCUCUCAUGUCAUUCAAUCGGUGACCAACUGUUUAAACGCCACAACACUUUACGUUACGUCCAUAAUAAUGGUUGUCAUUGCCUGCGAUCGCUAUUAUCUCAUCACAAAUGUCUUUGACAGUCCAUUUGAUGCCAUUUCCACGAAAUAUUUAUUAUGGAUUAUAUGGACGUCCAGUUUCGUACUAUCGCUACCCUUUGCCGUUACAUCAGAUGUCUAUUAUUUUGAUUACACCAACGGAUCAAUGAUGUGUAUAAACGAUCAAAACUAUUUGGUUUCCCUCAAUACGGAUGAUAAGUUCCGACAAAUCACACGAUUAUUGAGGUUUGCGGUGCAGUUUGCUUUGCCAUCAGCAUUGGUGGCAUAUUUUUGCGCAAAAAUAAUUUUCUGUUUAAAUAACACACAACUAAUGGACAAGAAGUGGAUCAUAACAAAGAGAUUUGUUGUGGUGUUUGCGAUAUUCCUCAUCAAGAACUCAGCCUUUCAUAUGAAGUCCACCAAAAACAUUGUCAUAGAGAUGAUGAGCGCCAGACAAACAUAUUCCUGUUAUCUGAACGCAGAAUAUUAUAUACUUUACAUUAUAUUCAAUACGAGCGGCUCUUUUACAUCGUUGAUCUAUUUCUGGAUGAGCUCUGAGUUUCGUCGACUUUAUAAAUGUUAUGUCAAUCAAUGGCUGUUUAAAAGUACAAACAGUGGUAUUAUAACCAAUGAUGAGACGACGGACCCUGGUUCCUUCAUUGUACGGAACCUGUACAUCUCGAUGUAUGAGCCCAGGAUGAAUGGUAUGAAUGCGUUUAAAAUGCCACAAUUGAAUAUAAUGACCGUGCCCAAUUUGUUGUUCACCUCUACAUAUUGUCCCACAAACGCAAAAAUGGCCGGCAAUAGGGCUGAGAAGCCGAAACUCAUCAUCAUUGCGCCCAACCAUAGGGUGUCGUACCGUAAUGGCUCGACCAAUGGUAUAAACAAUGGCCAUCUGGACAACCAGAGCGGCGGAUUCGCUAGCGUAUAUAUUGUCCGACACAAACACUACGGCCACAAAGUUGGACAACAGGGCCACCAGAAGACUGUGUCUCACUUGAGUGCUCUUAAACACCGCGAUCUUCUGGUUGUUGGGCUGAUGGUCACUGAUUUGGGGUUAUCAUUGGCCGACGGGGCGGUAGUGACCGGUGGGGCGGCUUCACUGCUGUACGGCUUUAUGAAAUACAUGAAAAGGUGUGUGAAGUUUGUUACGCCGGUGGCUGACAUCGUGGCCGAGCACUACGUCCAUAAUGUGAUCGUCGGUGAUAUUCUCAGUGGUGUUGAUGACGGCGUUGUUGAGGCUGUGUAUGAGUUCACCGGUGAGGUAGGGCUGGUCUAUAAGGGGUCCAAAUAUAGUGCCGAUUCCGUACAUAAAUUGCGAGAGUUGGAGUACGGGUGCGCUGUUUUGCUGCCAUAUCUCAAUCACCCACACGUUAUAUGCGCUGAACCACACGCCAGAGCCCAAGCCGUACCCAAACACACA
This is a messenger RNA of Medioppia subpectinata, 1752 nucleotides long. The record is from the annotation of a GenBank genome assembly. Lineage: Eukaryota; Metazoa; Arthropoda; Arachnida; Sarcoptiformes; Oppiidae.